Molecule: messenger RNA, 5155 nt
Organism: Gadus macrocephalus (Pacific cod)
Lineage: Eukaryota; Metazoa; Chordata; Actinopteri; Gadiformes; Gadidae
Gene: st18
Product: ST18 C2H2C-type zinc finger transcription factor
Exons: 17
Coding region: 33-3086 (1017 amino acids)
Biological process (GO): regulation of transcription by RNA polymerase II
Cellular component (GO): nucleus
Molecular function (GO): RNA polymerase II cis-regulatory region sequence-specific DNA binding; zinc ion binding; DNA-binding transcription factor activity, RNA polymerase II-specific
Source: RefSeq, a predicted model, not a curated record
CGUUCGAUCCGCUCCUUUCAGACGCAGACAUCAUGGCCGAGGUGGCGUGCCGAAACGGUUACCAUGGCGACGCCAUGGCGGUCAAACUCCCGGACCCCCGUGGCUGGUCCCCGGCCACCCGAAGCCCACCGGAUCUAUCCCCCCGGUACGAGCUGUCGGGAGCGCUGCUCGAGCAGGAAGCGGAGGAGGAAGAGGCGGGACUAGCGCAGGAAGAGGAGGACCCCGUUCGCCCCAGGAGGAGGAGCCUCACCUGCACCUCCCUGUCGCCCCAGAGGAGUCCGUACAGAGAGCUGGACCCGGAGCCCAGGUGGCGGCCGCAGUCCCUGUCCGGCAGCCGGCUCCUCACCACGCCCCCUAGAGGCCCGGAGGACCAGAGGAACGGGCUCCGCGCCGCCGCCGACCGCCCCCGACCGGAGCUGGGGGUUCCCAUGGGCCGGGCCAGCUUCUUCCAGCUGGAGCAGGAGGAGGAGCAGGGGGAGGAGGUGAUGAGGUUCAAGCAGCGCCCCGUGGAGGAGGAGGGGGGGGAGAUGGAGGAAGAGGAGGUGCUGGGGUUCAAGCGGCAGGAGGAAGAGGAGGAGAGCGACGGAGAGCCACCGGAGCUGGAGAGACCGCCCCGGCUGGGGGGCUGGGCGCUGGGGCUCCAGGACAGGGCGAUGGAGAUGGGCCAGGGCAGGGUGAACCUCAGCCUGCUGGAGCAGGCCGUGGCCCUGCAGUCGGAGCAGAGGCACGCCCUGCACCACGCCUACAGGGAGAUGGACCGGUUUCUGCUGGAGCAGAUGACCAAUGAGAGGAGGCACCACCGGAUGAUCGACAUGGACAUCCGACUCAACUACCACGGGGGAAAAGAUUCCCCGCGGACGGACAAGAAGGACAUCAAGUGCCCGACACCCGGGUGCGACGGCACCGGUCACGUCACUGGCCUGUACCCCCAUCACCGGAGCUUGUCGGGGUGCCCCCACAAAGUCCGGGUCCCCCCAGAGAUCCUGGCCAUGCACGAGAACGUCCUCAAGUGCCCCACGCCUGGCUGCACGGGGAGGGGUCACGUCAACAGUAACCGUAGCACCCACCGCAGUCUCUCGGGCUGCCCCAUCGCCGCUGCAGUAAAAGCCCCCAAGCCCCCGGAGGAGAGCCCCAAAGCCCGACCCACGGCCGACCGCUCGCCCAGGUCGAUGAACGUAAUGAAGAGGUUCGACAUGAACCAGCUGCAUUACCGGCUGUCCCACCCGGCGGCGGCGGCGGCGGGGGCGUUGGCCGCCCUGCAGGGCACGCUCGGCCACGAGGGGGACAAGUACAGCCGCCUCCGCUUCGACCACGCCAGCUUCGACGCACAGGUCUUCGGGACGACCGCCCUGAUGGGGGGCGGCGGCGGCAGCGGCGGCGGCGGCGGGGGUCCGACGGAGCAGGAGGCCCCCUCGCGACACCCCGAUUCGCCGCGCCACUUCUCCGGCUUCCUGGGCUCCCCGGGGGCCCGGCUGCCCGCCUCGGGCCCCCACAGCCCGCCCCCCCACCACUUCGCCAACGGAGACAGCCUGCAGGCCGCCGCCGCCACCGCCGCCAUCCUCAACCUCUCAACCCGCUACCGCAACAACAUGGACGCCGCCGCCGCCGCCGCCGCCGUGGGGCCCGGUCAGCCCCGGGGCGCCCCUGCCAAGGACCUGCUCAUCGAGGUGGACGAGAACGGCACUCUGGACCUGAGCAUGAAGCGAGGCAAGGAGCUCGUCGGGCCGACCCGGACCAAGGUGCCUGGCGAGGAUCCUCUGGCUCAUCCUCAUCCCCCUCCUCACCCUCCCCCUCCUCCUCCUCCCCCUCCUCCCUCUCUUCCUCUCGCCCAUCCGCAUCCUCCUCACCUCCACCCCAUCGAGUCGUCGAUGGCCAAGGGCGGCAGCCUGCUGAUCAACCCGGCCUUCUACCGCUCCCUGUGCGAGCGCGACGGCUGGGAGGGCCGCAUCCCCAUGAACUUCAGCAAAGUCACGCUCCUGCACGACAAGGAGCCGGAUAACUUUGACGACAUGACCCUGGAGGAGCAACACUAUCACCACGGCGACGGUGGCCUGAACAGCCCCAAAAACAAGCUGCUAUUACGGGACGCUAAGAAGGAGCUAAUGAGCUGCCCCACCCCGGGCUGCGACGGCAGCGGCCACGUCACAGGGAACUACGCCUCCCACCGAAGCGUGUCUGGUUGUCCCCUGGCUGACAAGACGCUCAAGUCACUGAUGGCAGCCAACUCUCAGGAAUUAAAGUGCCCAACACCUGGCUGCGACGGAUCGGGUCAUGUGACUGGGAACUACGCCUCCCACAGAAGUUUGUCAGGAUGUCCGCGGGCCAGGAAAGGCGGUCUGAAGCUCACGCCAAACAAGGAGGAGAAGGAGGAGCAGGAGAUGAAGUGCCCCGUAAUUGGCUGUGACGGACAGGGCCAUAUAUCAGGGAAAUACACCUCACACCGCAGUGCAGGCAGUUGCCCCCUCGCUGCCAAGAGGCAGAAGGAGUCCUCUAUGAACGGACUACCCUUUCCGUGGAAGGCAAAUAAGCAAGAACUGCCCCAUUGUCCCUUGCCUGGCUGCAAUGGCCUCGGACAUGCCAAUAAUGUUUUUGUCACUCACAGAAGCUUGUCUGGCUGCCCGUUGAACGCACAGAGUAUCAAGAAGAAGCAGUCUGGAGAGGAGAUGAUGACUAUCAAACUAAAAGCCAGUAGCGGUGUUGAGAACCGGGAGGAUGUACAACAUUUGGAUCAUGAAAUUAAAGAGCUGAAUGAAUCCAAUCUGAAGAUAGAGGAGGACAUGAUGCAGCUCCAAACCCAGCAGAUCUCGUCGAUGGAGUGCAACCUGAAGACCAUCGAGGAGGAGAACAAGAUGAUCGAGCAGCACAACGACAGCCUGCUGAAGGAGCUAGCACGUCUCAGCCAGACGCUAAUCAACAGCCUCACCGACAUCCAACUGCCCCAAAUGGGCCCCAUCAGCGAGCAUAAUUUCGAAGCCUAUGUGAACACAUUAACUGACAUGUACAACAACUCGGAACAUGAGUACUCCCCGGAGUGCAAGGUGCUCUUGGAUAACAUUAAACAGGCUAUUAAGGGCAUUCACGUCUGAGCUGUGGGGUUUCCAAGAGGCUCCUUUGACUUGGAAUAAUAGCACUCGGUGGCCCUCCAUUUCACUGAACAGCGCAGCUUGGCUGGGCUCCAUCUAUACCACAAGGCUUUUUAUAUUUUUUGGAAAUGUUCAGCGUUUCCACGGGAUAAGUACACUGCACUGAGGAAAAAAGGACCAGCCAGAUUCCUAAUGCUUUCGCUGUUUGUUGCGUCCCCCUCUCUUGAUAUGUUUAUUUCCCGGUGAGAUUUUGAAAAAAAAAAACCUUCUCUUGCACUUAAUUAUUUUGUAUGGUUUGCUUGAUUUUAAAUUCUAUCCGUGAUUCACGUCAUUAUAUUAUUGCUAUUUAUUAUAUUUGUUCGCCAUUGUAUUUAUUUUUUCUUCGAUUUCUAUUUAUUUAUAUAAUUGUAAAAUGGUUGAUAUUGACAAAUCGGUUGACUUUCUGCACAUUGUAAAAUUACAUCGAAGCACAUUCCAAUUUUCAAUCACGGAUUACUUUCGCCAUCUAGUGUUGAGGAUCUUAUUUUCAGACAUCCCCCCCCCCCAGCCCCACACCCUCCACCUAAAAAGUACAAAGCUACCAAAAUCACGUUUAACACUUGCUUUUUUUUUUUUAUUCUUUGCUGAAAACUGAAUGUAUGGUAAAGCAAAGUGAACUCUGAGAUCAAGAAAAUGCAAUUGCACUUGUACUGUAUGUAUUGUGUACCCCAUAUUCCAGCAAUGUGGAAGGCCAACGCCUCACAGGAAGAGAGGGCACCAAGUAAAUAAAUCAUUGUUCGAUGUCCUUCAGACGACCUGAACAGCACAGUCAACUUUGCAGUUUAUGCCACAAAAAGAGUGCAGGCGGACGGCACUUGGAAAACCCACUUUGUAAAGAUGUCUUUCCGUUUCUUGAAAUAUAUAAAUAUUAAACUGCCUUCUGUGCACACACACCGAAGUAGUGUGCAUACAGUAUGUGCCUAAAUGUAUAUGAAUCAAUAAAGGUAUACAGUAAUAUGUUUUGUGGUAGGACAGUCACAGUAUUACGUGGAUGGUGUCUAAUUUAUUAUACAGUAUGAUUACUUUCAAAAGGAGGAACUAUUUCUAAUGACUGUUUGAAUUCCAUCGUUUCAGUAGCUGUUUGCAAAACAUCCGAAUCGAGAUAGAUAUGUUAAUUUGAACUUUGGUAUGCAUGGAGAAAAAAACUGGUGGGAAUGAUCGAAAAACACCAUCUGACAAACAGCUAUGACGAAGUAUUUCAGUUGUGAUGUUUUGUUUGUUAAUUUGUUACUAUUGAUUUUUUUCUAAUGCUUAUAGGCCUUUCCAUUUGAGUAUGUCUUACAUUAAAACAUUCCUGUAUUUCCUAGAGCAAGAUGUUUAGAGAUUCCAUCCAUAAAGACCUAAGAUCAGAUCUCAAUCUGCAAUGUAAAGUCUCAUUUAUAUGACAAACUAAACACAUUCAGGCUUAUGGAAUCAUGGCUUUUUAGUUGUUUGCAUUACCUGCACUGUUAAUUUCGUUUUAUAGACAGGUAAAUCAAUUCCAUUGCAGUUACAGCUAUAACUGUAUUCAUGUCUUUCUGAAAGCGGUGAAAGUCCGACCAAUUUUAUUUGUUCAAGCAACGCGUCCUAUUAAUGCAAACAAAAUCAGACAUCUAUUUUGACAAAAAUAAUGUAACAGCAAAAGAGCCAAAUUAUAGAAAAUGUAUGACCCUGUAGGCUAUUUAAUCCAAAUAUUCAUUGAUCUUUAAACGAUUUAUUAUUUAAUAGUACGGCUAUAAUAAUUUAUUUAGAAGUUAUAAUAUUUAAUUCCAAUACUACACAUUGUUUGCUCAGGAAGUUUUGUGAAUAAUAUUUAUUUUUCCCUGGUAGUAUUUGAUGUUUUGUAAUGUGAAAUUGUUUUUUUUUUGUGGAAUGAAAUUAGUAAGAUAUCAAAGUGUACCGUAUUUGCUUUCCUUUUACAAUAAAUUGUAAUGAUUUUUCAGUUGAAGUAGUUUGUAAAUUGAAACUUCCUAUUACUUUUACUAUUUCAUAUUAAGCAGAUAUGCGGUGUGUUGUACAGUUUGUGUAUGGUAGAAAUAAACUUUUCAAACGUU